Ictalurus furcatus (blue catfish) is the source of this 1223-nucleotide messenger RNA. Its product is annotated as dynein light chain Tctex-type 5. The transcript has 3 exons. Lineage: Eukaryota; Metazoa; Chordata; Actinopteri; Siluriformes; Ictaluridae. Gene Ontology annotation, cellular component: cytoplasmic dynein complex; cytoplasm. The record is from RefSeq and is a predicted model, not a curated record. Gene Ontology annotation, biological process: microtubule-based movement. Bases 236 to 706 code for a protein of 156 amino acids. Gene Ontology annotation, molecular function: dynein intermediate chain binding.
UUGAAAAUGUCAUCAAAACAUUUUGACUAGAGCAGUAAAUGGGAAUCAAGCACUUCAUUUUGCAACAUGAAUGCACUGUUUAACCACUGUUCAACUCGAGGAAUAUUUAUGCCCACGUUGUGUGGUGUCUGAGGAACGUAAAUAAUGGCCCCCUGUGUUAGGAGGUGGAGUUUGAACAACACUGGUUCCAUCUUAUUGUGUGCAGAGUAACACAGCUUUCACCUACUACGAGAACAUGAUGCGAGAGACUUUUAAGCCUGCUGCGUCUAAGAAAAAGCCAAUCUCCAGCCGAGUAGUGAAGAAAGACACAUCGUCACUCAGCACGAGACUUCAACAGGCAGAGGACCUUGUGAAAGAGCGCCUUAUGCUCCACCAGCCUGUACCAGAUCAACGCUUCCCCAGAGGUCUGGUGCUCUCAGUGAUGAAGCGCCUGGUGGAUGAGAGACUUGGUGCCAUGGAGUACAGCCCGGCAUGUUCGGCCGUUGCCACAGAGCUGUCUGAAUCCAUUAAAGAGGCAGUGAAAAGCCUCUCCAGCGGACGCUAUAAACUCAUCUGCUGUGUGGCCAUCGGGCAGCUUCACAACUCUGCUGUUUCCUGCUCGAGCCGCAGCAUCUGGAAUCCAGACACAGACACCUUCACAGAGUACCUGUUUAAAAACCAGCAUCUGUUCACGCUGUGCGUUCUCUUCGCCGUGUACCAAGAGUAGGCAAUGUCAGUUCCUGAGUUAUUGGUACCUUUAAAGAUAAUCGACAUAGUUCGCAAAUUUGUACUCUAGCAACUGAUGAAAAUGUUUUCAAUAAUAAUAAUAAUAAAAUAACUCAAAAACUCUCCCAAAACCUGUUUGCCUCUACCAGGAGGUAACAACUUGCCACUGACACCUUCACAGAGUACCUGUUCAAAAUGCAGAAAAUCAUCCAAUCAAUUGAAUUUACCACAGGUACACUCCAGGCAAGUUCUAGAGACAUCCAGAAAAUCAAAGCAAAUAGGAUGCACCUGAGCUUCUUUUGCCAGUGCCUUAACUGAAGGAUUUAUAAUUGCAGUUCAGCAAAAACAAAUUCUAAAAACUUUUCACUUUGUCAUUAUGGAUUAUUAUGUGUAGUUUAAUGGCAAAAAAGGCAGUUUUUAAUCCAUUUUAAAUAAAUCUUAAACAUGAUUAAAGCCAGGUUCACACUGUACGAUUUCAGCCACAAUUUGAGAAACAUAUUUUGACAUGUUCCCUGACA